Messenger RNA from Medioppia subpectinata, 354 nucleotides. NCBI's taxonomy places the organism in Eukaryota, Metazoa, Arthropoda, Arachnida, Sarcoptiformes, Oppiidae. The record is from the annotation of a GenBank genome assembly.
AGGAAAAUACAGCACUCAAUGCUUUUGCAGAAGUUUAUUGAUGUUAUGAAUGAAUACAAUCGCAUUCAACUCGAGUAUCGGGAGAAAUGCAAAGAUCGCAUCACUCGACAGCUUUUAAUCACUGGUCGUCAGACAAAUAACGAAGAAGUAGAGGAAAUGCUAGAGAGCGGCAAUCCUACCAUUUUUACACAAGGAAUAAUAACAGACACACAACAGGCCAAACAAUCACUGGCCGACAUCCAGGCCCGACACGCGGACAUUAUUAAACUCGAGAAUAGUAUCCGGGAAAUGCACGAUAUGUUCAUUGAUAUGACAAUCCUUAUUGAGAAUCAGGGAGAGACAAUCAACCGAAUU